Messenger RNA from Acanthosepion pharaonis, 1086 nucleotides. Lineage: Eukaryota; Metazoa; Mollusca; Cephalopoda; Sepiida; Sepiidae. The record is from the annotation of a GenBank genome assembly.
AUGACUCUCUCUUUCUUUUUUUUUCUUUCUUUUGCAAAAUAUAUGGCUUUCCCUCUUUCUUUCUUUCCUUCUUUCCGUCUUUCUUUCUUUUACAAUCGACAUUUUCAUUCAUCGAAAAUAUAUGACUCUCUCUUUCUUUCUUUCUUUCUUUCUUUCUUUCUUUUGCAAAAUAUAUGGCUUUCCCUCUUUCUUUCUUUCCUUCUUUCCGUCUUUCUUUCUUUUACAAUCGACAUUUUCAUUCAUCGAAAAUAUAUGAAAAUAUGGCUUUCUCUUUCUUUCUUUUUCUUUUUUUUCUUUCUUUUCUUUUUUUCUUUUUUCAAAAUAUAUGGCUUUUCUUUCUUUUCCUUUUUUCCGUCUUUCUUUCUUUUACAAUCGACAUUUUCAUUCAUCUAUAUGACUCUCUCUUUCUUUCUUUUCUUUUCUUUCUUUCUUUUUAUAUGGUCUUUCCUUUCUUUCUUUUUCUUUUCUUUUUUUUUUUACAAUCGGCAUUUUCAUUCAUUGAAAAUAUAUGGCUUUCCCUCUUUCUUUCUUCCUUCUUUCCCUCUUUCUUUCUUUCUUUCUUUCAGGUUAGAUUGUGUUUUUAUUCCUUUUCACUACUCACCUUAUCUUACUGAAACUUUUUUUACUUUCUUACAAAAUUCAGAACUCCUUUUUUUUCUUUGUUUCUUUCAUCCUUUCUUUCUUUCUUUCUUUCUUUUAUUAGAUUGUCUUUUUCUUUCUUUUUCCCGUUAUCAUACUGAACUUUUUCCUACUUUCUUGCAAAAUUUAGAGCUCCUUUCUUUCUUUCUACUAUCUAUCACACAUUCCAUCCGACCAUCAAUUACUUUACUCUUCUACCAAGUAAACUCGUCAGACGAAGAAUCCUGCUUCUCUUUUCGCUUCGUGUGCAUCCAUAUUCUGAUCUACCCUAUAAGUAACUCAGUGGGCAUCAAUUCAUCUGUCGACUUACACACCUAUAACGCCAUCUUUCUUUUUCGUUUGUCUAUCCGUGCAAUUUAUUUAUCCAGCGAGUCUGUUGGAAUUCAGCUGAGAAAUGUUGUCAGUAUUUCAAAAGAAAACGCUUUCUCUUGCUCUUUGGUCGUUUGA